Fibroporia radiculosa is the source of this 477-nucleotide messenger RNA. RefSeq lists its product as uncharacterized. Lineage: Eukaryota; Fungi; Basidiomycota; Agaricomycetes; Polyporales; Fibroporiaceae. Bases 1 to 477 code for a protein of 158 amino acids. The record is from RefSeq and is a predicted model, not a curated record. The transcript has 3 exons. Gene Ontology annotation, biological process: response to hydrogen peroxide; response to heat; protein folding.
AUGUCUUUCUCGACAUUCUUCUACGAGCCCUUCUACUCCCUUGCUGACUUUGAUCGCUUGUUCGAUGAUGCAUUCUCUGCGCGCUCCGCAUCCACCGACGACCGCCAAGUUCAGAGAAUGGAAAACACUGCCCCAUCUGCCCGGUCCUUCAGGCCCAAGAUGGACUUGCACGAAGACUCGGAGGCCAACACGAUGAGGGCAAUGUUUGAGCUGCCCGGACUCUCGAAGGAGAACGUGCAGAUCGGUGUGCAGAACGGCGUUCUGAGCGUGGCGGGCGAAUGCAAGGAGGAGGGCGAACGCGAUGAGGGCGGGUAUAAAGUGCGCGAGCGCCGCUUCGGCAAGUUUCAGCGCGCAAUUCCGCUCCCUCAGGGUGUGAAAAGCGAGGAUAUCAAGGCCAAUAUGCAGGACGGUAUCCUCACUGUGACGUACCCAAAGUCGACUCCCGAGACGACGCCAAAGAAGAUCACCAUCUCUUGA